This is a messenger RNA of Actinia tenebrosa (Australian red waratah sea anemone), 3727 nucleotides long. RefSeq lists its product as uncharacterized. Gene Ontology annotation, cellular component: cytoplasm. Gene Ontology annotation, molecular function: protein binding; ubiquitin-protein transferase activity; zinc ion binding. NCBI's taxonomy places the organism in Eukaryota, Metazoa, Cnidaria, Anthozoa, Actiniaria, Actiniidae. The record is from RefSeq and is a predicted model, not a curated record. Gene Ontology annotation, biological process: protein ubiquitination.
AAAUCUUCGGCUUGAAUGAGAGUAUUCUAACAAUCAUGAUUCUAGGAUGUCGAGUUGUUCGAGGACCAGACUGGAAAUGGGGCGACCAAGAUGGAGGAGAAGGAUGUGUUGGAACAAUUGUUGACCUACAAAAAUUUGCAGAUGGUCAAACAUUGCCGUCAAAAACUGUACUGGUGUGUUGGGAUAAUGGGAAGCAAGCUGAUUACAGGACUGGAUUGAAUGACUGCUACGAUUUACGAGUCUUUGAUUCCUCUUCAGCGGGAGUUGUGUUUAAAGAUUUUACUUGUGAUGGAUGCAUGACCUCGGGCAUCACAGGAAUACGAUGGCACUGCACAGUAUGUCACAACUUCGACCUGUGUAAUGUUUGCUACAUGAAUGAUGUGCAUGACAAAAACCAUGCAUUUAUUCGUUUUCACAUAUCGAACGACAGAACCAAUGGAACCAAUGUUGGAAAGCRCUCUGACGCUGUUGAGAAAAAGAUUCGCGCCACUGGAAUAUUCCCUGGUGCCCUAGUAAAACAAGGACGGGACUGGACAUUAGACAAUGACUUAGGCUCGAAGGUUGGAGGCGUAGUAGGGCUAACUGCAUGGGAAAAUACACCCAGGAGUGCAGUCCUUGUAAACUGGGGUAACUCUUUUGAAAUCAAACAUAGAGUUGGAUAUGAAGGCAAAAUGGAUUUAUGCCUAGUCAAAGCUGCAAAUGGGCCAUGUUACUAUAAAGACCAUCUCCCUGUGGUAUCUACGAUUAGUAUGCCGAGGUCAGGAGGGAAUGAAUUGAGAGAAGGAGACAUGGUGAAAACGGAACUGGACGUUGAAACACUGAAGCAGUUGGCGGAAGGUCAUGGGGGAUGGGUAGAUGCAAUGCAAAAAGUAAUCGGAAAAGUAGGUAAGGUUGGCCGUAUUGAUGAAGACGGUGAUGUUCAUGUCCAGUAUGGAUUAUUCAAUUGGGUAUUUCAUCCCGAAGCACUUUGUAAGGUAACUAUAAAUUUGCGAACUGGAGACAAAGUCAGAGUUGCCGGUAACAAAGAAACAGUGAUGAACCUACAAGAAGGUCAUGGAGGCUGGAAUAAUGCAAUGGAAAAUGUAUUAGGGAAAGCUGGUAAAGUGAUUCGAGUUGUUGAUAAUGGAGAUAUGGUGGUUAGCAUCGAGGAUCGUGUUUGGGUUUUCAAUCCAGAUGCUCUUAUUUUGGAGUCCAAAGAAGAAGAGAGAACGCCUGCUGGACAUGAAGAUCCUUCUGCCAGCGCUACAACUGCCUUAGAACUUCUGCUUCACGCUAUGCUUGAAGGAGUGUCAAAUGCUUCCAGUUCAGAAACCGAUUUUGAACCCCUUUUGGUGGCUACUACUGUUGGAAACUUGGAGAAAGUCAAGCAGAUCAUCGGUAGCAACAAAGCCUUGGUAAAUCAAAAAUUUGCCAGAAACAAGACGCCCUUGCAAGUGGCCUGUCAUCAAGGAAAAUCUGAGAUUGUGUCUUAUCUACUGGAAAACGGAGCUGACAAAGAACUAAGGGAUGAACAAGGUUACACAGCAUUGCACCAUGCUGCUUAUGGUGACGAAACCGGUGUUUGUGUUGUAGUCAUGCUUUCUGCUAAUGCCAAAGUGAAUCCAACCGAUUUGGACCGAACCAAGGUAACACCUCUCCAUCUCGCUGUUCAAAGAGGCAAUGAAGCAGGUGUGGUCGCUCUGGUACAAUCUAAGUAUUGUGAUGUCAAUUGCCAGGACGUAUUGGGAGACACACCUUUACAUGAAGCAAUUUUACGCAGUCAGAAUAACAUAUUUUCCCAUCUACUCAAAGCCAAGAACCUGGAUCCAACUAUUUGUAAUGUAAAUGGAUUCAACAUACUGCAUUUGGCCUGUCUGAAAAACUGCCAACAUGCAGCCAAGUUAUUGAUAGAAAAGUUUCCAGGUUUAGUGGAUAUUACUAAAGAAGAUGGAUUUUCAGCUUUACAUGUGGUUUCAAUAAAUAACCAUCAUGAAAUUGCCAGACAUUUGAUUUUAUCGGGUCAUUGUAGCAUCAAUAUGCGAAACGAUGAGGGCAUGACAGCUUUAGCUUUGUCUGUAUCAAGGAGUCACAAAGAAAUGAUCGAACUAUUGAUUGAGCAUGGAGUAGAUGUCGAUGUGGAAGAUAAAGAUGGAGACACACCCCUUCAUGUUGCUGUCAUGAAACACUGCAUCGUACACUUAGGGGUCGAUUUUCAGUCUUUGGGGUUGGAUGGUCCAGCAGGCAACGAGGCUGAAAAAGCCAUUGCACUUUUCCUAGUCGCCCGCGGUGGAGCAAAAUCUGACUACAGUAACCAUCAAGGAAAGACCCCACUGGACCUUUGUAUUGAUGAAGAAUUGAAGGAGAUGCUCAGGCGUCAAGACUUAGUGCGAAGAAAUAAAUACCAAGGUGGAACUCCAGCUGCGUUGGCUACACAAGCACGACCAGUGCCAGGUUCUUUUCGAGCUCCUUCGCCUAGGACAGCUGUUCCACUACCGAUAGCCUCUCCUGUUGCAGGAAAUCCUAACCUGAUACCAACUUCACCAGGUUCUCCAAGGGAGCCUUGUGAGGCUCCUCCCAAGUCAUUUCCAGAACCUAAACCUAUUCCAGCUAAAAGUGCCAUAGGGUCAUCUGAUGAUGCCAAAAUGUUAAGUACAACUAAGCCUCUUCCAAUUGAUCCUCCUACGCCGGUAUCAAAGCUUCCAGCUGUUGUUCCAGCAAUAGUAUCGUCAAGACCGAUAAAUACAAAGGCUAUGGCCACUGCGCCUGGGCCUGCAACCCCAUCUAGAUCUACUGCUGAAGCGACUCCUGCUGGUGACAUACCCAUGGCGUUAGCGAACCUGGAAUUAAAAGAUGACACAUCUGCUUCGAAUGUUGUAGGCACUUCUUCUGCAGAAUCCGAAAGAAGGAAUACUAAUAAUGACAUAUCGUCAGAAAUAAGGACCUCUUCAAAUGAAAAGGCAAAAAUGGUCAAAUCACAGAAGACUAACGUACAGGAUGAACUGUGUCGUUAUUGUAGAGAGGAAAAAGCAGAUGUAAUAUUCAAACCUUGCAACCACAAAGUUGUGUGUCAGGGUUGCUCCCUGAGGGCAAGAUUUUGCCUGAAGUGCGAGAAAAAAAUCAAUAGCAAACUUGCUCCAGGAACAGAAGCUCCACUCUUGUCCUUAACACACAUAAAAAAAGAUUAUGAAAAUAAAAUAAAAGAAUUAGAGCUUCUGGCAAUUUGUCGAAUUUGCAUGGACAGUCCAAGCAACGUGGUAUUCCGACCGUGCGGUCACAAGUGCUGCCAUGAAUGCGCUAGAAGAUUGUACAGAUGUCAUAGUUGUAAAGAGAAAAUAGAUGAAAGAAUUGUCUCAUAUCAGUAGUAACUGGACUGCCGAGAUAGGUUGCAGAAAGACUACAAUUCUAGCUGGGCGGACUAGUUCUAAUAAUUUAGGAAUGGAAAGCUGUAAUUACAUAUGAUCAUGAAGUCCUCAAAUGGGCUAUAUCUGUGCUCCAUUUGAAAGAAGGGAAAGGAAUUUAUUAUAUAUUAAAAAUGACAAGAAAUAGCCAAGAUCCAAGAUUUAUCCUUUAAAGGAAUUCAUUGCUGCUUACUUCAAAUGUAGAUAAGAUGAUUUGUGCUUUGAAAUAGCGCUAUCUCAUUUCAGUUCGAUCUUUUAUGUCCAUAAAAUAGAACGAGGGGCCCACGCGGGAGUGGAUUUCAAAGAUUCCGCUUCAAGUAAGAAAUAGAUAAAAAAUUGUUUUAAACAAA